UUGCAGAAUUGUAUAUGCGAUAGGCCAGCUAGUCAUAUUGUUUGUACGAGAUGCGGGUUUGAGCUUGUCGGACGACUUCAGAAAGUUUGUCCGGAACAUCCAAAGAAAUUGGCGCUUAUGGAUCAUCGAGAAUGUCCAAAUCGACUGUGCAAAAGUAUUCACUUGAUCGAGGUCUCACUUCAGCAUUAG
Messenger RNA from Gongylonema pulchrum, 189 nucleotides. Lineage: Eukaryota; Metazoa; Nematoda; Chromadorea; Rhabditida; Gongylonematidae. The record is from the annotation of a GenBank genome assembly.